AUGUUCCAAGCGCCCAUCGCGCUGCUGCUCUCGCUGCUUCUUUUCUCGACGGCGGCGGCGAAGGGCCGUGAGUCCGAUCAGUUCGUCAAGUUGACCCGUGCGGACCCGUGUGUCCGGCUGCUCUCUGCCGACGGACCCUCGGGCUGCGCAACGCCCGCAGGUGGCGCAAUCGCGCCACUCGUCGCCGUCGAGAGCCGCGAGGCGCUCGCGCGGGUCCUGAAUGCGACCGAACCGGUCUCGGUCGCCCUAUCAGCCGAGCUCUUUGAGGCCAGCGUGAUGCACUCGCUGCGGCAACGUCUCGGUGGCCUGCUGCGCGGCGUGGCCGUGCUGCACUCGGACGGGAUGCCGCGCGGGUGGGCGUCGCCCGAGCCCGCGAGCGAGGGCGGCGGGCCUGGGCCCGGCGGCACGGUGCUCAACCCCUCCGGGAGCGGCCUAUCGCGCGACUCGUUUGACUUCGGCGUCGUCCUGCUGAGCGCCGGAGAGAGCGCCGCGCUGCUGGGCGCGGUGCGCGCUGGCGGCUCGCCGCUCCUCGAGCUCAAGUACCCGAUGUUCGCGACGGGCGACUCGCUCAGCUGCCUCGCCGAGGGGAGCUGCCUCCCUCUCGGAGGGCAGAGCGUGUGGGGCGCCCUGCCGCCACGCACCGCCGCGCAGUCGCCGCCGGCGAAGGACAAGCCAGCCGUGAUGCUGACUGCGUCGCUCGACGCCGCCGCCUUCUUCCACGAGCACGCCGCGGGGGCGGAGGCGGCCGUCUCUGGCACCGUCGCCCUCCUCGCUGCGGUCGCCUCCGUCGCUCGCCUCGCCGGCAGCGCAGAGCAGCUCGAGGCGCUGCCCCGCACGCCGGCGUUCGCCCUCUUCACUGGGGAAGCGUACGGGCAGAUCGGAUCGCGCCGCUUCUUCGGCGACGUGGAGACGUUCCGCUGCGACAACCGGAGCCGCGAGGAGGGGGCGGCGCCGCAGAGCGCCGCGCCGCACCCGCUCGGUCCCCCUCCCUCGUGCGCUUCGCCGUACAAGCCCGACCUGCGGCCGGAGGCGGCGUCGGCGGAGCGGUGCGCGAGGCGGCGCGCGAGCGAGGGGCCCGCGUCGAGGUGCCCCUCGCUUGGCACCUUGGCAGACUACGACGCGGAGAGGCGCGGCGGCGGACGGUACGGCUCUCGCUUCGACACGCUCGAAGGCAUCGACGCCUCUCUCGUGUGCGAGGCGUCUGCAGUCGCAGCGGCCGCCUGGUGGCGGCUGGCGGGAGGGGAAGGGUCGCCGGCGCCGAACUGCUCGCUGGUCGAGGAGCGCCGAGAGCUGCUGGGCUGCUUCCUCACCGACCCGCGCUGCGCAACCGCGACGCAGCUCGAGGUCGAGCCGCCAACCUCGCGCUACACGAGCGCCUUCCUCCCGCUCCGCGGCGAGCUGGCCGCCUCCGGCACCGCAAAGUUCGCCGCCGCCUUUCUGCGCGCCGCGCUGGCGCCGCUCUGCCCCGCAGAGCCGAGGCGCUCCCUGUUCCCGGGCGCGUCCGGGACGGCGGAGGAGGGCUCGCCGCUGUGCGAGCCGACGGUGCUGACCCACGACGCGGUCUCGCCCUCCCUCGAGUACGACGCGGAGGCGGGCAUCUUCCGGCUGGUCGACGAGGCCGCCGUCGCAAACGGGACCGACGCGCUGUGGACCGAGUCCAACUGGCCGCGCGACACGCACGCGACGCUGUGGCUCUACCGGCCCAGCCCGUCCGAGCCGCCGCUGCUCUUCGCCUUCGCGGCGACGAGCAUGGCCACCACGCUCGCCGUGGUUGCGCUCAGCUGCAGCAGGAUCAACCGCAAGGGUUGGCUUCGAGUGUCGGAUUGA
Emiliania huxleyi CCMP1516 is the source of this 1827-nucleotide messenger RNA. RefSeq lists its product as hypothetical. The record is from RefSeq and is a predicted model, not a curated record. Bases 1 to 1827 code for a protein of 608 amino acids. Lineage: Eukaryota; Haptophyta; Isochrysidales; Noelaerhabdaceae. The transcript has 5 exons. Gene Ontology annotation, cellular component: membrane. Gene Ontology annotation, biological process: protein processing.